AUGCUAAGAUCAUCUAUUGUUCGUUCUCGUUCUUCCAUUAGACCUAUCGUACGUCGUUCUUACUCCUCUUUCAAGGAAGUUAAGUUUGGUGUUGAAGGUAGAGCUGCUUUAUUAAGAGGUGUCGAAACCCUAGCAGAUGCAGUUUCCGCUACUCUAGGUCCAAAAGGUAGAAAUGUUUUAAUUGAACAACCUUUUGGUGCACCAAAGAUCACUAAAGAUGGUGUUACCGUUGCAAAGGCCAUUGUUCUAGAAGAUAAAUUCGAAAACAUGGGUGCUAAACUAUUACAAGAAGUCGCUUCAAAGACCAAUGAAGCUGCCGGUGAUGGUACUACUUCCGCAACUGUUCUAGGUAGAGCUAUCUUUACCGAAUCUGUCAAGAAUGUGGCUGCAGGUUGUAAUCCAAUGGACCUAAGAAGAGGUUCUCAAUUGGCUGUCCAAAAAGUUAUUGACUUCUUGAGUUCUAACAAGAAGGAAAUUACUACUUCCGCUGAAAUUGCUCAAGUGGCCACAAUUUCCGCUAAUGGUGAUGCCCAUGUUGGUAAAUUAUUAGCUUCCGCAAUGGAAAAAGUUGGGAAGGAAGGUGUGAUUACCAUUAGAGAAGGUAGAACUUUAGAAGAUGAAUUAGAAGUUACUGAAGGUAUGAGAUUUGACCGUGGGUUUAUUUCUCCAUACUUUAUUACUGAUGCUAAAUCUGGUAAAGUCGAAUUUGAAAAACCUUUGUUAUUAUUAAGUGAAAAGAAGAUUUCUUCCAUUCAAGAUAUUUUACCUGCUUUGGAACUAUCUAAUCAAAACAGAAGACCAUUGUUAAUUAUCGCUGAAGAUAUUGACGGCGAAGCCUUAGCUGCUUGUAUCUUAAAUAAAUUAAGAGGUCAAGUUAAGGUCUGUGCUGUUAAGGCACCAGGCUUUGGUGAUAACAGAAAGAACACUCUUGGUGAUAUUGCUGUAUUGACUGGUUCUACCGUAUUCACUGAAGAAUUAGACUUGAAACCAGAACAAUGUACCAUUGAACAUCUAGGUUCUUGUGAUUCUAUCACUAUCACAAAGGAAGAUUCCGUUAUUCUAAAUGGUAAUGGUUCCAAGAGCUCUAUUAAUGAAAGAAUUGAACAAAUUAAGAACUCUAUUGAUGUCACUACUACGAACUCUUAUGAAAAGGAAAAAUUACAAGAACGUCUAGCUAAAUUAUCCGGUGGUGUUGCCGUCGUUCGCGUUGGUGGUGCUUCUGAAGUUGAAGUAGGUGAAAAGAAGGAUCGUUAUGAUGAUGCUCUAAAUGCUACCAGAGCCGCUGUCGAACAAGGUAUCCUACCAGGUGGUGGUACUGCUUUAGUUAAGGCCUCCAGAAUUCUAGAUGAUGUUGAGGUUGAGAACUUUGACCAAAAGUUAGGUGUCGAUAUCAUUAGAAAGGCUAUCACAAGACCAGCUAAACAAAUCAUUGAAAAUGCUGGUGAAGAAGGUUCCGUUAUUGUUGGUAAGUUAGUCGAUGAAUUCGGUGAGGAUUUCUCUAAGGGUUACGAUGCUGCUAAGGGUGAAUACACCGAUAUGUUAGCUGCUGGUAUCAUUGACCCAUUUAAGGUUGUCAAGUCAGGAUUAGUUGAUGCUUCUGGUGUUGCCUCUCUAUUGGCUACUACCGAAGUUGCUAUCGUUGACGCCCCACAACCAGCUGGUCCAGUUGGUGGUGGUGCUCCAGGUGGUAUGCCAGGUAUGCCAGGUAUGAUGUAA
Maudiozyma saulgeensis is the source of this 1716-nucleotide messenger RNA. The record is from the annotation of a GenBank genome assembly. Lineage: Eukaryota; Fungi; Ascomycota; Saccharomycetes; Saccharomycetales; Saccharomycetaceae.